CUGCCGGGCGCCGGGGAGAGCGUCCUCCGCCUCUGGACCGGCGUGCUGACCUCUGACCCUGGAGUCUCUCGGCCGCCGGGAACAGUCCCCUUGGGUCGUCGCCCCGGCCGCCCGCCGUUUCCCGGCCCCGAGGGGCCCGGCCGGCCGCGGCGGGGGGAGAGGUCAGCAUGAGCCCGGGGGUCCCUCGGGCCGGCGCAGGGCAGGGGGCGGCGGCCGCGGUGCAGCUUCUCGUCACCCUGAGCUUCCUCCCGAGCGUCGUCGAGGCCCAGGUCACCGGAGUCUUGGAUGACUGCUUGUGUGACAUUGAUAGCAUUGAUAACUUCAACACCUUCAAAAUCUUCCCCAAAAUAAAAAAGCUGCAAGAACGAGACUAUUUUCGUUAUUACAAGGUUAACCUGAAGCGACCGUGUCCUUUCUGGGCAGAAGAUGGCCAUUGUUCAAUAAAAGACUGUCAUGUGGAGCCUUGCCCUGAGAGUAAAAUUCCAGUUGGAAUUAAAGCUGGGAAUUCUAAUAAGGUUUUUGCUAUUACAAACAAUGACGCACUGGCAUCUUUGUCUUUCGUCGAAUUGUGCACAUAUUACUCAAAAGUGGCAAAUAAUACCAAAGAAUUAGAAGACUGUGAGCAAGCUAGUAAACUGGGAGCAAUUAACAGCACAUUAAGUAAUCAAAGCAAAGAAGCUUUCAUUGACUGGGCAAGAUACGAUGAUUCACAGGAUCACUUUUGUGAACUUGAUGAUGAGCGGUCUCCAGCUGCCCAGUAUGUAGACCUGCUGCUGAAUCCCGAGCGUUACACCGGCUAUAAAGGGUCUUCUGCGUGGAGAGUGUGGAACAGCAUCUAUGAAGAGAACUGUUUCAAGCCUCGAUCUGUUUAUCGUCCUUUAAAUCCUCUGGCACCCAGCCGAGGAGAAGAUGAUGGAGAAUCAUUCUACACAUGGCUAGAAGGUUUGUGUCUGGAGAAAAGAGUCUUCUAUAAGCUUAUAUCGGGACUUCAUGCUAGUAUUAAUUUACAUCUGUGUGCAAAUUAUCUUUUGGAAGAAACCUGGGGUAAACCUAGCUGGGGACCUAACAUGAAAGAAUUUAAACGCCGAUUCGACCCUGUGGAGACCAAGGGAGAAGGCCCAAGAAGGCUAAAGAAUCUGUACUUCCUAUAUUUAAUUGAGCUUCGAGCUUUAUCAAAAGUGGCCCCAUACUUUGAGCGCUCAAUUGUCGACCUUUACACUGGAAAUGUGCAAGAAGAUGCUGACACAAAAACCCUUCUACUGAAUAUCUUUCAAGAUACAAAGUCCUUUCCCAUGCACUUUGAUGAGAAAUCCAUGUUUGCAGGUGACAAAAAGGGGGCCAAGUCGUUAAAGGAGGAAUUCCGGUUACAUUUCAAGAAUAUCUCCCGUAUAAUGGACUGCGUGGGAUGUGACAAAUGCAGAUUAUGGGGGAAGUUACAGACUCAGGGUUUAGGAACUGCCCUGAAGAUAUUAUUCUCUGAAAAGGAAAUCCAAAAGCUUCCAGAGAACAGCCCAUCUAAAGGCUUCCAACUCACUCGACAGGAAAUAGUUGCUCUUUUAAAUGCUUUUGGAAGGCUUUCUACAAGUAUAAGAGAGUUACAGAAUUUCAAAGUUUUAUUACAACACAGUAGGUGCCACUGUAUAUAAGCAAGGACAGCUAUUUUGAUCUCCAUCAGCAUUGCCUUCAUCUGGAAAUUUGGGAACAGUUCACAGUAAACCUCCUAGCAGUUUUGCAAACUGAAGCACCUGCAGAAACCAUAGCUAUUCACCAAAAUACACAGACUGGGUGCAUGGUAUCAUGGAAAUUAUUUGGUAAAACAAAAACAACACAGACACAUACCAGGUUUAUGUGUAUUAUAUUUGAAGUAACAUCUACAGGUGCAGCUUUGAUUUUGAACAGAAUUCCAAAUGAUUUGCUGUUGUACCCACAAGAUUAUAGAAAAUGUGAAUUAAAGUAAAUGUUUCUGCAA
Molecule: messenger RNA, 1969 nt
Organism: Dama dama (fallow deer)
Lineage: Eukaryota; Metazoa; Chordata; Mammalia; Artiodactyla; Cervidae
Gene: ERO1B
Product: endoplasmic reticulum oxidoreductase 1 beta
Exons: 18
Coding region: 168-1646 (492 amino acids)
Biological process (GO): protein folding in endoplasmic reticulum
Cellular component (GO): endoplasmic reticulum; endoplasmic reticulum membrane
Molecular function (GO): protein-disulfide reductase activity; thiol oxidase activity; FAD binding
Source: RefSeq, a predicted model, not a curated record